Messenger RNA from Pristis pectinata (smalltooth sawfish), 878 nucleotides. It is a transcript of the gene cetn3, whose product is annotated as centrin 3. Gene Ontology annotation, biological process: spindle pole body duplication. Lineage: Eukaryota; Metazoa; Chordata; Chondrichthyes; Rhinopristiformes; Pristidae. Gene Ontology annotation, cellular component: microtubule organizing center. The record is from RefSeq and is a predicted model, not a curated record. The transcript has 5 exons. Gene Ontology annotation, molecular function: microtubule binding; calcium ion binding. Bases 39 to 542 code for a protein of 167 amino acids.
GUCUGACUGUUGUUUAGUCGCGGAGGAAGGCCGUCGCCAUGAGCGUGUCCCUGAGAACGGAGCUUAACUUGGAUAAGUCAAAAAGGAAAAAGCGGCGAGAACUGACAGAAGAGCAGAAACGUGAGGUUAAGGAGGCAUUUGACUUAUUUGAUACAGAUAAGGAUAAAGCAAUAGAUUAUCAUGAAUUGAAGGUUGCAAUGAGAGCUCUGGGAUUUGAUGUAAAGAAGGCCGAUGUCUUGAAGAUCCUGAAAGAUUAUGAUCGGGAUAGCACUGGCAAAAUUUCUUUUGAAGACUUCAGUGAAGUUGUGACCGAUUGGAUUUUGGACAGAGAUCCAAGGGAAGAAAUGCUAAAAGCAUUCAAACUGUUUGAUGAUGAUGACUCUGGUAAAAUCAAUCUGCGUAAUUUGCGCCGAGUUGCGAGAGAGCUUGGUGAAAACAUGACUGAUGAAGAGCUACGUGCAAUGAUUGAUGAAUUUGAUAAAGAUGGAGAUGGAGAGAUAAACCAGGAAGAAUUCAUUGCUAUUAUGACUGGAGACAUCUAACCUUUUUACGGGGGGAGAAAAACUGACUGGAACAUUGAACAACUCUUGACGUCCUAGUUUUAGUUGUCCCUGUCCAAGUAUUGCAUAAGAGAGGAAAAAGCACAUUCAGUAUCUUCAUAUGAAACCAAAUACACUUGUAUUGAAUCUUGCUUUUGAAUGAAAGAACUCUGAAUUGUUUUGUAUAUUUGUUAUUAGUUUGUAUUUAUAAAUUAUUUAGAUCAAAUAAAAUAACUUUUACUCAUUGGUAAUAGCAUAAACAUGUUACACUAGAUGCAUUCCUAUUAAUAUUUUGAUACAUUUUUGUUGUAAGUAGUCUUAAUAAAAAUUUAUAAUUCA